GCCGCAGCAGCAGAAACCCCAAGGAUGGAGUUUAAGUACGCCAGCUGGAUAGCGCUCAGCGUCGCUGUGUCGAUCAAUCUGGUUGGAGUGUUCUGGGUCACGACGAUGGUUAUCGGUUUGGUGCUGUUCUUGCUCGGGUUUCUGACCAUAUUGUACUUACAACAUAGCGAUCUGGACAAAUUUCUCGACAGUGGGCUGCUCGAGAACCCUUUGGAUGAGCCGAAAUCGUUGGGAUUAAGCAUCGUUUGUGACCCUAAGCCCGGUAAUUUGCUGCUCAUUUCGCCCAACAUCAAAGUGCAAACCGAAUCGAACCGUAAUGCGAAAGCGCACCACCACCAACACCCGUCCGGUGAUUCGUCCGCGACCGGUGGCCACGGUACCCGCCGGCGCAACUUUCUCGAUGCCGGAAUCGAGCUGCUGUUCAAGAAGCGCGAACCGCGUGCCAGCGGUGCUGAAUCGCCGGUCAAGCCAAACGCAAUCACGGACCACCUUAUGCACCGUGGCCACCAUUUGCACUUCCACCAACGGGACCAUCAUACCAUUUUAGAUAACAGUCCGGAAGGUGUUGGGCCGACCCAUCAUUCGACGCUGCCGGCCACCAGUCGGCCAUCGCCAUCGCCCGGGGAGGAACGUAGCCGCUGGAGACCGUUCGAGAGCAUCAAAAUACAUACGGACAAGCGGGCGACAGGAGUGAAUCAGGACGGGGACAAGCAUCGCAGUCGAAAAGAUGUAGGAAAUGUUUCCAUCGGCGAAGAAGUUUCGGUAGCAUCCACACCACUGUCCUCGUUUAAGUCGUACCUCACUCAUCCGGAGAUUCUGCUGCAUCACCAGCACCACCAGCGGCAAGAAACACCGCCCGGUUCGCCGAAGAAGAAAAAGAUACUCAGUGGCAACAAACCGAUCGACAAGCUGAUCCACACGAUCCUCGAUUAUGUGGUGCGUGAUUUCAUCGAUUCCUGGUACACGAUAGUGUCGGACAAUCGGGAGUUUUCCGAGUGCAACAUACGGACCAGUAUCGAAUCGCUUAUCCUGCAAAUCUCUCAACGUGUCCGUAACGUCGAUUUGCUGCCUUUGAUGACGACCCGACUGAUUGACGAUCUGGCAAAGCAUACGCGCUUCUAUCGGCUAGCCUCGCAGGAGGUAGUGAACAGUGCCAAUAGCAAGAAAUCUUCCACCACCGAUCCGAAACGCUCCAAGAUCCACGAAAAGUUGUCUCCCCAGCGUCGCAACCUGAAGGUGGAAGGCCAUCGGCGAAACAAAAGCGAAACGGAUCUUACCUGGCAGCUGGGCAAUGCGGCACUGCAGAAAAAUGUGGCCAACUCACGCUUCUACAACGUACCGGCCGAUGAGCAAUCGUUGAUCGAUCCGGAAACAAUGCUGCUGAACUCGUUCUUCGGGUUUUGCGAGGAGUACCGCAGCGAGUGUAUGGACCCGGAAGCACUCAACGAUUACUUCAAGCAAGUGUCCGAAACGGUGCUUUAUUUCGUGCUGCCGGAGGAAGAUUUCAACUGCUUAACGUUGCGCACGUUGCUGUGCAAUCUGCUCGCCAACAGUUUGCUGAAACCGAUGUUUAACACGCUUGCAGAUCCGGACUUUAUCAAUCUGCAGAUAGCGAAACAGUUCACCAAGGAUCCACCGGCGGGCGAGUUUCUGCUGAAGAUGAUCCGCCAGUCGACGGAUCUGUCGGAGUUGCGGGCCUGCCGGCAGCUCAUUACCAAAGAGAUGGACGCAAAGUACAAGGAUAGUAGCUGCAGUGCGGAGCUGGCCAGUUUAAAGUACACCCAGAAGCUGAUCGAUUUGAGAAUUAGCCAUCUGCAGAACAACAAGAAUGACUUUGGCAAAACGGAACGGGAUAAAGCGUCAACGAAUUUACCACAGCUAAGCCUGGACGAUAUACUGCGAAAGGAGCUUGCCGUGUUCUACUAUCUGGACUAUCUAAGUGUUUUAAAUCUGCAAAAGUAUGUGAUAUUUUAUCUCACCGCUCAAGAAUGGAAAAUUAGCACCAGCCAGUGCUACUCCGAGAUGCAGGUAAACAAAUCGAAGUUGAGCCGCGAGGAACUGCUGCGAAGCAUCCGGGAAAAGGCGAGCACUCUGUAUCAAGAGUAUCUGCAACCCUCCUCACCGAACUACCUUAACAUUGAUCCGGGACUAAUCGAGGCACUCAACUUCCGGCUGAGCGAUCCAUCCAUCCAGCCGGAAAACACGUGGUUCGAUUCGAUCUGCAAAUACAUCUACGAGAAGCAGAAAAACGAGGAAGUGUUCCUAAACAACUUCUACCAAAGUGUGGCCUACAAGCAGUUGCUGCGCGAGCUAGACUUUCACAGCGCGCACGAUCAGGACAUGCCGUCGCUCGAUCAUUUGACCGUGUUUGGUGACCGAUUGCUGCAGAGUGACAGUGCAAGCGACACGAACAGUGGUGACAUUCGGUUCGACGAAACGGAUGACGAUGAGGAUGCCACGAACACGAACGCGUCCAACGUUCAGGGCCCACCGAUUACGGUGGACAUCAAGGAAGAGCAUGAUGUGAGGGCAAGUGCCGCUCUUCCGAUCCACAAGAAACCGUCCCCAUCGAGCUUGUUUCCUACGACGGUGAACACGAUCAAGCAUGCCCGAUCGCACAGCGACUGUACCGGGAUGUUUGCGGCCAUUAACGAUCUCAACAUUGAGCAGCUCCGUCAAUCGUCCGACUGUUCUAGUAAUGAUUCGGGCAACGAGGCGUCCACCACCGUCGUGCUGCCAACGAGUCGACGAAUUCCGGCCCCACUGCUGCAUGCGGACGAUGUGAAUCAUCAUCAUCAGGGUCAUCUGGGACAUCACCAUCAUCACCACCAUCACCAGCAUCAGUAUAGACACAAACUGUCCGCCCGGAUCAUUAACACGGCGAUACAUUGCGAGGGCCACUACGCGGUAUACGCCAUCCAGGUGCACGUGAUCGAGGAUAACCAUCACAAGAGCUGGCACAUCUAUCGACGCUAUUCAAAGUUCCUGGAGUUGAAGAAGUUGCUCGUGAAGCGUUUCCCGGCACUCGAGCGGGUUCCGUUUCCAGCGAAAAAAACGUUCCAAAACACGCAACGGGCGGUGCUGGAACAUCGGAUGGAAAUAUUGAACCGCUUUCUGGCGGAGAUUUGUGCGAAAGCGGAACUUUCCGAGGAGAUGAUGGCGAUCAUACGGAACUUUCUCGAGCCGGACACGGACGAUCGGAAGAUGCAUGGUGGACCGGUUGUAAAAACGAUCGAAAGUCUCAAAUCGGGCAUGAGCAAGAUCCGCAACAUGCCGGACACACUGGUCGGUGGCAUUUCGCGAAUGUUUGUAAGCAAAAGUUCCCUCAAAGAGCGCAGCUUCUACGACAUUCAGGACAUUCCGACGCUCGAGCUGAAACAGUCCGAGUAUCCGGCACUCGCCUCAGCACUAAACCUUCUCGACGAGGUGUUUGAUCUGCAGAACAAAUCACAAUGGUUACGCCGAGGGCUAAUAAAUCGUUUGCUCGGUGCGCCCUGGGUUAGCCAUGCGACCAACAAGCGGAUUAUCCAGACAGCUAGCAGUCUACUUGCACCGGACAAGCUUGAGGCGAUUCUUUCAUCAAUAUUGAAUAAUGUCUGGCCGGAAGGGGAUCGCUUCAAUCCAACCACACCGCUACGCGAGGACAGUACUCGGCUGCGGACAAAACUGGCGGCCAAAAUUUCCCUUUUCGCCCUACUUUCCGACGAUCUGAAGCAUGUGGUCGGAUCGGUAACGUGCAACAGUGGACUGUUGAAUUUCUUCCAGAUGCUACAGAACAGGAAGCUAAACACUCGGCUACUGCUGAUCCUGUUUAACCGCUUGCUAGUGGUGAUCUUACAGACAGAAAACAUAACCAAACACGCCGUACUGUCUGGCCCCGGUGCGAGUGGAGCUACUGCAAAUGGUGGCGCUGUGAACGGAACGGACGAUACGACGACAACGAUACGCAUCGGAACACCGGGCCCGGUUGUGUCCGGAUCGCGAAAAACUUCCAGAUAUUCGUAA
Anopheles maculipalpis is the source of this 4005-nucleotide messenger RNA. Its product is annotated as sorting nexin-13-like. Gene Ontology annotation, molecular function: phosphatidylinositol binding. Gene Ontology annotation, cellular component: early endosome. The transcript is spliced from 9 exons. Lineage: Eukaryota; Metazoa; Arthropoda; Insecta; Diptera; Culicidae. The coding region runs from base 25 to 4005 and encodes 1326 amino acids. The record is from RefSeq and is a predicted model, not a curated record.